AUGGCUAGCUUGGUGUUGCGAUACCCCUGGGUAUCCAGUCCAUUUGUGGUCAGCGCCCCAAUGAAAGUAAUGUCCGGCCCAGCGCUUGCAGUGGCCGUCUCUCGUGCCGGUGGACUAGGAUUCCUUGGUCCCGGCGCAAAAACACAAGACACAAAUGACGACCUGGAAAAGGUGAAAGCACUCAUUCAGAAGGGCAAGGCUAUACCAACUACCAAUUCCGCCCUACCCAUUGGCGUGGGAUACCAACUUUGGACCGACGAUCUAGGCACUGCUAUCGCUACUAUUGAAAAAUACAAACCCUGCGCCGCUUGGCUAUAUGCUCCAAGACAAGGGACCAAAGACUACGACGACUGGUCCAGCAAGAUACGGCGGGUUUCGCCUGAAACCCAGAUUUGGAUCCAGAUCGGCACGCUCAAGGAAGCAAAACAGCUUCUCCAGAGUACAGAACUGCCAGAUGUGAUCGUUGUGCAAGGUGCUGAAUCCGGCGGGCACGGUCGGACGAGUGAUGGAAUGGGAUUGAUGUCCCUAUUCCCCGAAGUGGCAGAUGCCCUAGCAAGCAGUCGGAUUCCUUUAUUUGCGGCUGGUGGCAUUGCCGAUGGGCGGGGCGUCGCUGCGGCUUUGUGUCUGGGUGCAUCCGGUGCAGUUAUGGGGACCCGGUUCUUGGCUGCCAGCGAGGCACGUAUUCGCCGGGGAUAUCAGGAUGAAAUUGUGCGUGCAUCUGACGGUGCGGCCUCGACAACUCGCACACAUUUGUACAACCAUCUCAGGGGCACCUUUGGGUGGCCAGAGGAGUACACUCCCCGGACUAUCUGGAAUAAAUCGUUUGUUGAGCAACAGCAAGGGAAGUCAUUCGAGGAACUUAAAAAGCUUCAUGAUGAAGCUGCCAAGGAUGGAGACAAUGGCUGGGGCCCUGAGGGCAGACUUGCCACAUACGCUGGUGCCUCUGUUGGUCUGAUACAUGGUGUCAAGGAUGCGGAAGAUAUUGUUCGGGAGACUCAGAAUGAUGCGCUGGAAAGGAUCCAACGACUAUUCCCCAACCAACGCGAUGCUUGUUUGUGA
This is a messenger RNA of Penicillium soppii, 1059 nucleotides long. RefSeq names its product nitronate monooxygenase. Lineage: Eukaryota; Fungi; Ascomycota; Eurotiomycetes; Eurotiales; Aspergillaceae. The coding region runs from base 1 to 1059 and encodes 352 amino acids. The record is from RefSeq and is a predicted model, not a curated record. Gene Ontology annotation, molecular function: nitronate monooxygenase activity. The transcript has a single exon.